This is a messenger RNA of Spirodela intermedia, 18842 nucleotides long. The record is from the annotation of a GenBank genome assembly. NCBI's taxonomy places the organism in Eukaryota, Viridiplantae, Streptophyta, Magnoliopsida, Alismatales, Araceae.
AUGGUCUUCCUGCAGCGCGUCUCCGCCUCCGGCACCGGCAGGAGAAGGACUGGUGGACCGCCGACGACAGCGCCUCCUCCUCCUCCUCCUCCUCCGGUAGCUCUCUCGGCUGCUGAGGGAAGCCAGCCCUGGCCUCGGCCACCCAGCGGCGGCACCACGGUUGGCUCCCAGCUCCGCUCAGAACAAGCCGAUCAUGGCCGACGAACACAUGGGGCCACCGUUGGGGAAGAGGACUUGAGGGUGAUGUUCUCCGUCCUCGCCGACGCGGGGUGUACUCUAUGUGCCUCUGGCCCUCCUCUUCUCCCUACUGACACGCACAAGUUCCGGCGUCGCCUUGAAUGUCGCUUCGCGCUUCUCGAAGGUGCUCCUGAACAGGAAAAUCCUAUCAUCGGUCAGUUCCUCUCCGGCUUCUCUUCUUAUGUGAGCAGGAGCCAGAAUCUACAUAGGUAGCGCCCCACGGCCCCUCGUAUGGCUACACUCGUCCUCAUGCAAUGCGUUUCUCUGCGGCCGUAACCUGACAUGGUUUAGGAUUCUUGCGUGUUCUUAGGAUUCUCAUCCCGGCCGCGCGAGAAGGCCUCUGCGGAACCACUGGGUCAUUGCCCAAAGCAGAGAGCCUCGCCCGGGUGCUCCUACUGGUGGCGCCCCUCCAGCCGCGACUACAACACCUGCUCCUCGAGAAGCUUCCGGAGCAUUUCGACACUGUGACCGUGGAUGGGCAGAGUUCCUUGUCAUCCUCCGCACUCGAAGACGACAUUGCUCGGCUGAUAGUUAAUCAAUUCAGGUGGUUGGAUUUCGUUCUGGACCCGGAGGGGCUCUCAGAGAAGUUAAUGGAGGUCCUCUCCAUCUCUCCUUCCCCCCUUAAGAGGGAGAUCAUCGGCUCCCUGCCGGAGAUAAUCGGGGACUGUGGCAACUGUGGGGCGUUGGUCGAGGCCCUGGAGAGGAUGCUGCAGGAAGACUCGGAACUGGUCGUUCCUGUCCUCGAUGCCUUCUCCAACCUCAACUUCGCUUGUUCACAACUCGACCAGGUGAACAUGUAGUCUCAGCAAUUAGGCAAGAUGUUUCCGUUCUUUUUCUUGUUCUCCCGUUGUGGAUUCUGAAUAUGAUCUAACAAAGGAGAUUCCUUGUGUUCCCGAAGGUUGUUACCGUAGCGUUAUCCUGCAUCAGGACUGUGGAUGCAGAGCACUUGCCAGACUUGCUCAGAUUCCUGCUUAUCUCAGCAGAUAAAGGGAAUGUGGGGAGGAUAAUCUUCCAGAUCCGGGAGCAGCUGAGAUUUUUCAGUGUCCCCGAACCAUUUGCCUCCAGGCACAAGAAGCUCAAGGGAAAAUCUAUUGCUGAUGAGACCGAGGCUUCAAUCCUAGAGACUCUGAGGUCCAGCCUCCGUUUCAGAAAUGUAAGGGAUAGUAGAUUAUCACUUACUUUGACAUUCAUAUUUUCGAUGCAUCUAAAUUUUAAUCUCCUCCUGACCGCAGGUGCUAUGUGACGCCAUCUUCAAAGAACUUAAAUGCCUCAACCAACCACAGCAUUACAAGGCCAUCGAUGUGUGGUUGCUUGUGCUCAUACAUGUGAAUGGAGGCUCCUUUCAGAAGAGUGUUGAGAAGAUUCUGAAAAAGAAGAUCGUUGACGGUUGCAUACAGGAGAGUCUUUUCGAUCAGUGCAUUCAAGGGCAAAAGAACCUCGUUAAGGUCAGUUUCUACAACAUGCCUCAAUAGGAAACCCAUGCAUUCUUGAAUUAGAUGACAUUUUAAAGGCCAAGCUUUUGCCUGUUACAUGAUGUAUCCAGGAAUAUUUCCCCUCAUUUAUAUCACUCUCCGAUCAUCUGCUGACAUGCAAAGAAGAGAAGGCAAGAAACUUUGGAAUUCACUUGUAUACAUCACUCUUUGAAGAAUUCAACGAUUCUUAUUCAAGGCAAGAAGUAAGUAUGUUGUUAGAGUAUAUGAUAUCUGAGAUGUAAACCUUAGGGUAAAAGAAGUGGAGAUGUUAUAUGCCUGUUCUCAAAAUCUCAUAGAUUUCUUAUGUUAAGAUUCGUGUAAAAGCAACCAAAAUGUGCUCUGUCAGUUUGCUAAUAUGAAGAAAAAAUAGUUCCUCAUAUCUUUGAUUAGAUGUCCUAACCCUGCUCUGAAAUGUUGUCUGCGUAGGUUCUCAGUUCAUUAGUCACUCAUGUAGGUUCUGGUGUUAAUUUUGAAGUCGGUUCUGCCCUAGACGCCAUGGGACUUCUGACAUCCAAAUAUUCUCUUGAGCUGAUUCCAAUAUCUUCUCAUGUAAAUGGUACCUUCGUUUCCAUGAUGCUAUGUAAUUUUCAGACAACUCUUCUUCCACGUAAUCUUAUCUCAUUAUCCACUAAACAUUCAAAUUGCUUUGUGUUCAGGUAUUCUAGACUAUUUGGAAGGAUUUAAUGAUGACAAUUUGCGCAAGGUUCUGUGUAUUAAAUAUCCUGUCUCACUUAUGACAAUUUCUUAGGCAAUAUCAUUUUGAUGUUCUUCUUGGUGCACAGGUCUAUGAAGUUUUUUGCCAAUUAUCAUUUUCUCAUCACAUAAAUGCUGAUUCCCCUGGGGCAUCGAUUCAACGUGAACUUGUGAUACUUGUCCGUAAACAGGUAUCAGAAAGUAUUGUAGUCUUUUUUUCAUCUGCUGCAUUUCUGUCUUAACAUCUAGACUUGGGCUAGUGUUAAACUGACUCAAUGUCAUCAUUAAUCAUAUGAUGUUUGGUCCUAAUCCACUUCUUUCAUAUUCAGCUUGGUAAUCCAGAUAUAAGAUACAAGAAGAUGGGUAUAAUUGGAACUUCAAAGAUUGUUUCUAUUCUAGGGGCUAUGAGUGCUUCUGUAAGUUUCUCUUCAUCUUGGGUAGGAUAUGAGUUUGUUAUUAAUACUCUGAAUCUGUGGAUAACUCUUUUCUCUCAUAUCUGCAUAAUGCUUGUUAAUAGUUAUUGUGAUUUAUUUGAUCCUCUUUAUCUGUGAAAUGGUCUCUUUACUUUAGUGUUUUGGGUAUAUUGAAACUCAAAUGCCAUUGAGACCUCAACUCUUGGAAUCUAGGUCAUGAUGAAACGCUUGGCAAGGUUGAAGUAGAAUGGAUGGAUGAAAUGCAUAAAAGUGUAAUGGCUUAGAAUUAUUUCUUCCAGUCAGAUGAAAAAAAUCUCAGAAUAUUUUACAAAAAAUAUGAGAAAUGGUCUCCUAUAUCACUCCAAUUUUCUUGUCCCUGUCAUCCGUGUUGAUUCACUAUAGAAAAUUAUCAUUUGUUUUUGUCUCAUAGUGCACACUACAUUUUUAUGCACGUCUAAGAUACCACAUUCCAAACAUUCUCAAUGCUACCUUUUUCAGGAGGCAAAUGGCGGGGAAGCUCUGGAAUUUCUGAGGGUGUCUUUUGACUCAUGCAAACUGGAAUCAUCGGCUUUGAUACUAUUAUAUGAUGAGCUAGGUGCUUUAGUACAGUGUGCUAAGCUGAAGCCAGCAAUCAUGGAAUGGUAGAUCAUUAUCAAGUUUGAACCAUAUUGUAUGGUUAGAGUUUAUCAAAAAAAAUCCAUGCCGAAGAUUGAUCUUUUGGGCAUUAAGCUAUUACCAUCAAUCUGAUGAAUGCUGUGGUUGCUAUUUGUAGGAUGGGCAUACAUCUAGGUGAUUUUGAAUCAGUAUUUGUAACAGAUCUUGAACGGGGCCAGUUGCUGUCUACAGGCUUAUAUGUUGGUUUAGAAGGUAUCUCAUAGACCAGAAUAUGCAAAUUUAUCAUCAUGAUGGCAAAGUCUAAUGAACACUGCUAAUCAUGGUGAGGAAAAUAUUGCAAGUAAUAUAACUGAUCUUUCGGCCUUCUUACAGGGGAACCAUGGAUGAAUUUGGAUGGUGGUAUAUCUGUCAUAUGCUUGAACAUAUUGCCAAUGUUGUCUGCUUCACCAGAACAGAAGUAUGCUUUUCUAUUUGUUGAGAUCAAAGCAUUUUAUUGAAGUCCGUGAUUUGGUGCUCAGUUUUUGUUGGUGUUACCUUUACUUUGUUGGCUGCAGUAGUCAAUCAACCAUAAGAACUCUUCCCGGCCAGCUUCUAUUAUUAUCCACUGUGGGUGAUCUUUUUCUUGUAUUCAUCGAGAUGAAUUUUAAUUGGUGGGUUUCAUGUUAAUUGUUUUAUUUUUUCUAAUAAGGUUGAAAGCUUGACAAAUCACGGAUCUCUUGAAGGCAUUGACGCACUUCUUGGUUGUCCUUUCCACCUUCCAUCAAAAAAGGUGGUGCCAUAUCUCUGAUUUUAGUAUUUUUUUUCCGAUAUGUUCUUUUCUUCUUGAUCUUAGAUGCAUGCAAAUAGGAUAGAAAGGAAAAGCUUGAGAAUGGCUUUCAUCAAAUUGCACCUUGGUUUUAGAGUAACCCAAAACAGAACAUCUUUUUUGUAUUCUGAUUAGCUUUUGGGAUGAAAUUUUGGUGAAACUUCACUAUCUAUUAUAUUCUGGAAUGAAAUCUAGGAUCAUUAGAAAAUCAGAUGGGAAGGAAAAAUUGUUUUACAGAAAUAAUAAAGCUAUUGUUUGUUAUUUUUGGAGUAAAAGACAGUUUCUAGAUGCCUAGCCUACAGAACCGCUUCUUACUGGAUUGCACAAAACCAUUUCAAGAUGUGAAAUUGUGGAUAUAUCCUUAGAGAUCCUGAAUUUCAUCACAACAAACCAUUUGUGUACAUUUUAAUGCUAAGAACAAAGAAAACCAAACACACAGUUAGAAUCAGAGUCCAAGUCUCAGUCCAUAAUCCAUUAGCUAGCUCACUCUAUUGCUCCACAGAUUAAAGACUAUAAGAGGAUACUGGCUUUGUUUGUAUUAACUUUGAAAUCUUAUUGAGAUUUUCAUUUGCUUUAUAUAUGUAGCAUAUCUCAUAUUGUUGCCAUUAAUGCCAGUAAAGUCAUUUGCUUUAGGAUGACUAUAUAACAUGGAAAAUAGCCUCCAAAAAUUUUAUGAUUCAGGUUUAUACUUAAUGUUAGUCUAAUCAUAUAUUAAAUCAUAGUGCCGCGUUCUUGACACAGCUGUCGUGCUCCUCCUGUGGGAGUCUGAGCUCUUUGAUAUUUGCAUCCAUGGGUGAGGGUAUAUCAAUUUUAGGGCUCCAUUGCACUAGAUAGAUGACGUGAUUUUCUGCAUGUUGAUGGAUUACGACCCAGCAUCUCCUAGCUCCAGGUGCACCAACAGUAAAUCAUUUUUUUUGUUUACGACAAAAUGGAAGACCAUGACCAUGGACUUCCACCACCUGACUAGAGAGAAAUAGUGAAAAGAUAUCCUGAGUCAACAGCCAUGCAAUUAAGAAUAAAUUCAAGAACGAAUUUGAAAUCUGUGUGAAUAAUAGCUUUUUCUUUUGACAGAGUUUUUGGUACUCAUGUAUGUCAGUUUAGAAGUGAAUUUAGUUAUCAUUUUGAACCUGAAGAAUGAUUUUGCGACUAGUAAGAUGUUAACUAUGGUUCAAGGAUAUGUAUGGUGCUCAAAUGUUAUGUUAUUAGAAAAUAUAAAAGAAGUGGGUGCCAAUGCCUCUCAGUCUUUGUGAGGCUACAAUGAUGUUCAUAUUGACUAGAUAGUAAUCUUGUCUUCCAUGGAUGUGACCUAAGGCAAGCUUUCUGCUUCUCGGUCUGCUAGAGCUCUGGAGUGGACUCAUAUAGGGAUGAACCAUGAAGGUUCCCUAGACAAACUACCAACAUCUCCAACGAAUUCAUUUCCACAUCAAACCCUAGUCAUGGGAUCAUGGACUCGUUAGAUCUGAAAAUUAUAAUAUUUAAAAUUCAUUGACAUUGUUUGUUAUUUAAUUUUCUACCAAGCUACAAGCGAGUCAUUAGGAGUGGAUGGAGAAAAUUUUCCUCUUGGAGAAUUAUGUAGAUGACCACGUGAAGAUUUAUUAUGAGUUGUUGAACUCUCUAGGAUUGUUUUUCCUUUGUAUCUGUUUCUUUUCACAGUGUUUUUCGUCCUUCUUUGUCAUUCCCUAUGUUAAGUGGAUCCAUUAGACUGUUAGCGGAUCCACUUAAAAUCUAAUAUAACGGGCCUAGCCCAUUAACUCAUGUAACCUGUACCUAAGCGGGAAACCAAGAUAAUUGAUGUAAGAUUUUGGGAUUGUGGAAAUUCUGCUCCAAGAAGUGGUGACUGAUUUAUCUUCCUAGGAGAGGAGGAUCGUGAAGAUCGAAUCCUUUUAUUCUCCAAGCUGCAAGAAUCUCAAUCAAGGUCAAUUCUCAACAUUUAUAUGAUAUUAUAUGAUAUUACUUAAGGGAAGCAAAAUUACUGUUAUUUUUUAUGGUUUGAGUGAACAUUUACGAGCAAUCUGAGGGCGGUUAAUUGAUAAAAAUCUGGUAACGUCUAGUGCCUUUCAAAAGAUUGUGGGGAGGGAUUGUUUGAAGCUGACCUCGCUCUAUUCAUGAUUUGAAAAAUUGGUGAAUUUCACUGUCAAUCAGUUCAAUUCAGAAUUUGCAUCACAUUUGUUAUUUAUUUUUGAGUCUUGUAUUAUUUGAUUUAUCAUUUGGGAAUUAAACAUAACAUUCUUGGAGUGAUUAUUGAAUGAUUUCUUAAAAUCUAUGCUCUUAUUCUACGUUCUCUCUUUUACUUGUCUUGGCUCUCAUAAUUUAUUGUGAUAGAAUUUUAUUUUUACUCGACUUUUAAUUCUUCAUUUGGCUCACCAAGAAAUAUGCAAGUGGCUGAUGAUCUUUUUAACUUCUCUGUUCUGCAAAACUUCAGUACCUAGAUGGGUCACUGUGGAAUUCGCUGACAGAAAAGCAGAAAAAGAUACUAUGCUUCUCUCUUUACUAUGCCAUCAAUUGGAUAAGAGAGUUGGUACGUUACUUUAUUUUCAUUUACUAGAAACUGUACUGGUUGCCAAUUAUUGUCUGUUAUUUACAGACGAUAGUAUGAAAUAUUAACUGCAUUGAUUCGAACGCCAUUUGCAGCUCAAUGCUUUCAGCUCGCAAGUUGAUGUUGGAUCUAAGAGUGUAACUCAAGGUGCUAGAGAAGAGACAACAGAAAAGCUGUUAAAACGCCUAAGGAACAUUGUGUAAGUAAUUUCGUUUUAAUAUAGAAUUAUUUCUGAAUAGGAUUAUAUUAUUAUUUUUUGUUUUACCCUAGAAAUAAAAUAAUUACAUAGAUCCGAUUAGGGUACUGUUUAUGAAUGAUUUUCAGAUACUUUCUUAGUCUAUAGUCCUAUUAUUGAAGUUAUAUAUCCAAGUGAUUGAGUACGUAUAAUCAUUGUCUUGGUUACUACAAACCUGAGCCAUUAACCUCCUAAAAGAUCUUUGAGACCUAUGUAUACGUUUAGAAUAUGUCUGACGCUGGUCCCUGAUGCUGGUCUUGCCAUUGUCAAGAGAUACAUCCCUUCCAUUAUAUUACUUUUCCUGUGGGAGAAAGCAACCUGUUUUGUAUUGUUACUUUAUGUCCGCUUUUGUUUGCAUUUAUAUGAUAAGUCAAUGCUAUACGGAAUGCAUUUAGUUAAUGGUAAGGAAAUUUAAGAUGAGAAACAUGACCCCUUUUGUUUUUUUCUGCAAAAGGAAGUGAUCAUCGAAUAUGGGAAUACAUUCUUUUUUUGAUAUGAGAAGUUUAAACUUAUAUUCCAGGUGAAUAUUUCUGGGCCCAUUUUCCAUUGGGUGAUAGAAAAUCGCCUCUUUCAAUAUUUUUAGAAUGAUUAACUGGAAUAUGUUCUCAGAAAAUUAUAAUUGGGCAUUACCUUCAGCUUGACAGCUUUCUUGAUUUGGAUGUGGGUUAUUGUUAGAAACAUGACGGGAGUAUCAAGAACAUUAAUAUGUCGAAUACAUUGUCCUGAUUACAGGGAUCAUGUGCAGCAUCAGCUGUAGUCAGUUUUGAGCAUAAAGAUAGCAUUAUGACUACGGUUGUCUAGGGCAAAGAGUAGGACAUGCCUAAUCUUCAGUAGUAAAUUUGGCCAAGAAUAAAAUGAAAUGAUUGUGCCAAAAACUUGUCUAUCUGCUUUGCAAAAAAUAUCACUUGAUAUACGAUUUUUGAACAAAAAUGAUAAAAGUUGUAAAAGUGCUAAUUUCCACUAUCCUGGGAAGUACUAAUUGAAAGCAAGUGGUUCUACAUAAUCAAAAUAACUGUUGCAUUAAUUAGGCAUUUCCUGAGGGAGUAAAAAAUAUCGUUUUUCAGUGUUUAGUACCCUAUUGUAAUGGUUCUCUCUUCUGUGACCCGUAGAGGAAGUAGUGAACUUUUUUUACACUCUACUUGGCUUGGAACUUUUAUUGGAUGCUCGUUAGAUAGUUUAUGAACAUAAUGUUUUUUUAUUAAAUUAAAAUCCACCGCCUGUUAGAUUGUUGAUGGUGAGAGUUACUUCUAUCUGUUGCACUGCCAAGUAGUCCUUUAUUGAUUCUUUAGUGGUAGGUCUACUGAAAAUCUCUACUAUCUGUGCCUUGGCUUAGAAGACGAGGAAAACAAAAAAAACCUUUAGAUGUUUAAACCUGUUAAUGAGAUAUGAUUCAGCCCGCAAAACAUGGUGAUGUUGGCCUAACAAUUCCCCUUAAAAAGCAUAACAACCGCAGAAUGAAAGGGUCAGGAGCUAGUUGUACCUUCUUUGUCUGCUCUGGUGCUUACAUGAUGAUGAUGCAAGCCGCAUCAUCCUCCACUUCCAAAUAAACUAUGGUGCAUUUCAUUUUAAAAUUUCAACAUUUAAUUAUUUGAUACCAUUUACCUCAUCUAGCUAGUUAUUUUUGCACUGAGUUUCUUGUGAGUUAUAAUGCUAUUAAGUGACCUUUCAGUGUGAACGUUUAUAUUUUUAGACAUGUAUCUAGCUGAAGAUGUAUUACUCAGAUGAAAGAACACUUUAAUUAUUACUUGCCGUUUUUGGGGAGCGAUUUUUGGUUCAAACCAGAUUCUGGUUGACAUGGUGAUGGGUGGAUUGCGGGUGUCUUGUCUUUCUUUGGUUACUCUGCAGUCGUAUUUCUCCUUUAUAUCCAUAAGACGCGUAUAAUUUUUUUUAUUAAUCUAUUAUUAGUUGGAUCAUUAUGAAUGAAGAGGACAAAUCCCUCUGAACUAUCAUUUGCAGUGAUUUUUUUUUUCCUGGGGGCUUUUUAAUUAUCUAAAUGUGGAUGGAGUUACUGACUGCAUACCUGUGGCCGCCUGUCUGAAAUUUGAGUAGAAGACAGAAAAUGCCAGGCUGUUGAGUAGGUGACCCCAAAGAAUCGUUUUUUUGGGAGGCUGGGAGCAAGAUCCUAUAAUUAGUGUAGGAAUUUCCCUUGGCAAACUGUAUUUUAGUCAGUAACUCCAGUGUAGACGAUGAGCAAGGCUUGGACAUUAUUAAUAUGGACCUGAUGCAUUGUUGUUUCUUUUUGGUGUACUUCAAAGCACAUCUACAUCAUGGAGUUUUGUAGCCUUGAAGGAGGCUUCUUUCUGUGGACGUUGCAUGCUGGUUAUUUAAGGUUUUGGCUACCUUCCAAGCAUCAUAGGGAAGAGAAGGAUAGGAAGAAGGAGAGAGAAGAACAUUCAAGUUGAUGUUUUAUUUCCUGACUAUGAAGGAGGCUUCUUUCUGUGGACGUUGCACGCUGGUUAUUUAAGGUUUUGGCUACCUUCCAAGCAUCAUAGAGAAGAGAAGGAUAGGAAGAAGGAGAGAGAAAAACAUUCAAGUUGAUGUUUUAUUUCCUGACUAUGAAGGAGUGCUACAAACAUCUACUAUUCCUCCCUUAUAGAGGCGAAAAUUGCAUUUUUUCUUGAAACUUUCUUUCCUUAAAGUAAGUGGAUGGUUGACUAAGAAUUGUUUUUUGAAGUUAACCCCUUACAAUGUUAAUGCUAGUAAUUCUGAAGUAAUGAUCGGUUUGUGUUGUGAACAGUGGCACAAACCCUAGGAGGAUAUGUGGCGGAAAAACUCAACUCACAUUUGCAUCAUAGAUGACUGUGAUAUGCAAGUAGUAGGGCCACAGAACAAGGAAACUACUUAACAACUAGGAAAUUGACAAGUUAAGAAGUGAACCAAGAAACUAAGAAACGGUGGAACUAAGAACCAAACUCGUAAUUAUACGUUCUUUCCCACACGCCUCUCAAGUUUGUGAAUAUGCAUUCUCCAUUCCUAGCUUGGAUACAAUACUCUGAAAAUACUUAACCCUUAGUAAGUACAUCUGCAAGUUGGCUAUGUGUAAACACACAAGGUGUAUAAAUCAAUCCACUAUCUAACUACUCCUUGAGGAAGUGUGUGUCAAUCAUGAUGUGUUUUGUUUGAUCGUGUUAUGCUGUGUUGUGAGUUAUGUUACUCACAGACUUGUUGUUUCAAUAAAGUCUCAUUGGGAUAGCCCAUUUAAUCUUCAAGUCUUCUAAGAUGAUCUUCUACGAAAGUAGUUCCCAUAUAUAUUGAGCCGUUGUUCAGAAUUCGGCCUCUACACUUGGCUGUGCUAUCACAUUCUAGUUUUUACUUCUCCACAUCGCGAGAUUUUUACCUAGAAAGGCAAAAUCAGAUGGUCUCCUAUCAACCUAUCAACCACAUAUCUUGCAUAAUUAGCUUCUAUGUAUGCCUUUUUCUGGUGUCUCUUUUAGAUACUAUUGCGCUUGGUGAGCUACCUACAGAUGAACUUCCUUUUGACUGUUGAUGAACUGGCUAAUCAAACUGACUGCAUAUACCAUUUCUGAACAUGUAUGAGAUUGAUAAUUUAGUCUUCCUACUAGGAGUUGAUACAUUUCCCUAUCUACUACAACAUACUUCUCUACCUUUCCAAGUUCCCUAUGUACUUGUUGGUUUCCAUGCGUUCUUGUCUGUUUCUUUUAGAAAAUCUGUAACAUAUUUCUACUACCCUGCCUUCAAAUUAUUUCCAUAACCUGGUGGGACCUUCAUAUAAAUUUCUUCCUGUAGUUCACUAUGCAAAAGUGUAUAUUCAACAUCAGACUGCUGCAGCUCCCAACCAUAACUAGCGGCUAUUGACAAAAAAAUUAUGAUAGUAUUCAUCUUCACAACCAGAACAAAAGUCUCCAAGCCCUUGGCUACCAACCUAGCCUUUGAUCUCUCUAUAAAUUUAUCUGCUUGAUAUUUCAUUGUAUAGACCCAUUUAUAGCCUAUGGAUUGCUUUUUUGCUGGCAACCUUACUAACUCCCAAGUUUUGUUCUUUAAUGCCCCCAUCUCCUCAUUCAUAACUUGUUUCCAUUCCUUAUUCGAAAAAGUCUCAAAUAGGGUGGUAAGAAUGAAAAAUUGUUUAAACUAGCAAAGACAGUUCUAUGAGAUGGUGAACAAUAUUUAAAGGACAAGAAGUGUGAAAGAGGAGAUAAAUAUUUUUUUGCACAUUGCUUAGUCCAUUUCCUAAUUACAAUGGGAAAAUCAUAAUUAUUAUUGUGCAUAUGAGAUUCGGUUUCAGCUUGCAAUGGAGAAUUAAAAAUUGCUACCUCAUUCUAAGUAUCUAGCUUGGAUUCUCGGAUUUGCAUAAAUUAAGGAACAACUGUCUUCUUUCUUGAAAACACCUUUCCUUUACCAGAUCUCACAUUUUAAAGGGUAGAAUUCGAAUUUUCUUGAGGGUUUUCUUGAGUUUCAAACUUGGGAUUUGGCAUGGAGUUAUAUAGAUUAAGGAUCUGGUAUGGAGUUGGAUACAUAGACAGAGGAACAGUAUAAGAUACAGGAAUUGAUGAUAGAUCAACUAAUAAAUUCUCAUCCUUAUCUUCAUUGAUUGGACUCUUCCCUUGAAGAUAAGGUGGUGAAGUAAGAUUCUUGUUCAUUGAACGUGACAUCCAUUGAGACAGAACUUCUUUAAUGGAGGGUGAUGACACUUAUUCCUUUAUGAGUUGGAGAAUGGCCUACAAAGAGAGAUUUUAAUGCCUAGGAUUUAAUUUCCCCCCUAUGUUGAUCAUGAACAUGAGCAAAUGAUACAGACCCAAAUAUCUUAGAGACAAGAUUACUUAUAAGUUUUAGGUUUGGAUUGAAUAAUGACAAUAUUACCUUUGAACAGUUAUAUCCAAAACUCCAGAAGGCAGACAAUAUAUGAGAUGAGUGGCUAUCACACCUGCUUCUCCCCAAAGGAAUUUGGAAUAGAGAGUUUUAGGUUACCUCAAGAAUAUGAUCAUUUUUUCUUUCUGUUACUCUAUUCUAUUGGAAAGUUCGUAGUUUACAUUUGAUUGAAAUAAUCCUUCAUAUUAUCUGACCUAAAUCUUUUGACAUCAGCCCCAAAUUGGUUCUUAAUCAUGGAACAAAAGUUUGGGAGAAUAGUACUGACAUCAGAUUUAUUUUUGAACUGAAAAAUUCAAGUAACGUGAGUAUGAUCACCAAUGAAUAACACAAAUCAUCUGCUCCUAAAAACAUUAGGAACUCUAGAGCCACAGAUAUCGCUAUGAAUUAGAUAGAAAGGAAUAGAACUUCUUGUAUUAAUGAUAGGAAAAGAUGCACAUUUGUGUGUAGCAAGUUUGCACACGUCACAAUGAAAAUCUUCAACACUUAGGCCUUGAAAUAAAGAAGGAAACAUAAUUCUAAUAACCCUAAAUGACUGGUGUUCAAGUCGGCAAUGGUGAACCCAAACUCUCUCCUCAUUGAAUGAAAGAGGCUCAAAAGAAUGAGAUAAUUUGCACUUAGCUAGUGUAGAAGAUUUGAAUCUGAUCUGGUGUGCUGACAGGUAACCAUAGCUCCCGUAGAGAGAAAAAAACUUCUCUUAUUUGAGAAAAGGGGAAACUCACAUACAAAGGAAGCGGGUUCUGGUAUUUAUAUCAGACCCCUGGAAGGUUCUAGACACACAGACAUAUGACUAUAGAAAACUUAAGGUAUACUAGACAGUAUACUAGACACAUCUCGACAGCAGCUAGGUUUGUCUGAUUUGAUGCUUCAAGAUAGUGGAGUCUAUCCGUUCUUUUGCAUGUCUGGUCAUCCUCCCCGAGUCCUUGCCAUAAAAUGCACAAGGAUUUUGAUCAAAAGACCAUCGAGAAAUGUAACUCUUGAGCAAAAAUUUGGGUAGACAAGGUUUGUGGGCCAUCUGGGACAUGAAGAACAUUUUCUAAGAGUAAAGGGUUGAUUUAAAAUUUCCUACACGUACUAUAGUAGUCAAAGAACCUCAACUUUGGGAAUUUUGCUAUUGUUUGGCAUAGGAGAGUAUGGUUGGAAAAACAUUUGAUAAGUGGGUCAUAUGGUUGGUAGCUCCUGAAUCAAUGAUCCAAGAAUCAACAAAAAUUGUCCCUGGGACAUUUAAUCCAAUUGAGGAUGAAACUCACCUGAAUUGCCAAUGAUAGAUCUCACCCUCUGGACCUCAUGUUGGUUGUGACCAGCCAACUCCCUUGGCACUGUUUCAUUAUGAUAUACUGUCAUGACAUGGGCUUGACCACUGUUCCUUUACUGCUCUCUUUUCUCUCCUCAUUCUCGGCUCAGAGGUUUUUCAUGGAGCUUCCAACAUUUUUUGCGAGUAUGAUGUGCCUUCUUAGUGCAAGUGGACCACAGGGUAUCCCUAUGGUUACGAUUCUGGGCCUUCACUUGUUCAGGUUUUCCACUCCCAUCAACUUAUGCUCUCUCUAUGUUUGCGGCUGAAGUAUUGCCACCUCUAGCCACCCUUGCCAAGCUGACCAUGCCUUGUGGUUUGCGCAUCGGACUUCUUCUUUCCUCUCCUCUAAUCAGUGCCACCGCCUCAUUAAGCAUGAAACCUCCUCUUUGUUGAGAAUCUGAAUUUUCACUUGAUCAGAUUCUAGAUUACGCCUAACAAGAAAAUUAUACUGUCUUUCUCGAUGAAAUCUUUUAGGAUUGCUACAUCCUCAGUACAUUUGGCUUUAAUUACCCUAUAAUGAUCAAGUUCUUGCCACAAAGCUUUCAUCUGAUUUGCAUAUUCUGUAACUGUUUUGCUUCCCUGUUUUUCAGCCAUUGUCUUCACCUUUACUUCAUAGAUUUGACCUGCAUCUCUAGCUUUAGAAUGUGUAUAAUUUUAAUUAUCUAUUAUUCAAGCUUAUAGAUUCCGUUAAUAAUAUCAGGACUCAAGUAAUUAAUUGUUUCAGUAGUAACGAGGGCUUUCUAAUUCUGUUGAAAUUUUAAGCAUAUGUAAUAUUUACAGAUGUGAAUAGCUUAUUUUGACAUUAAUGUUUGUGGCAUUAUCUUCCUACAGAUAAUACAAUAUCUAGUAGAACGUAAAGCUGUAAACCAUUUCAAGAGAAGUAAGAUAUAGACUUCAUGUCAAGUAUCAGAUACAACUAUUGAACUGGAGUCCUACAUCGUUGUGAUGCUUAUUUCUUAUUUUUAAUCGUUCAUCAAGUAAGCUCUUUAGAUUUUUUUUAAAGAAAUUCUUCGGAGAACGUCCUCUGAGAAAGGGUUCUUUAACGUUUGUCGUCAUUUGGCCGUUUUUAUGAAUUUGGUCUCGAUUGAAGAACACUUUUUCCUUCCAAACACAAAAUUGUCUAUCAAGAGUGUAGAAAUUUCCAUUAUUUUCGCUAAUGCGUGUGUUAUAAAUUCAAGAAUCUGAACAACAUAAAUUGGAGUCAUGCAUCUUUUAUGCAUUGUUGUCUCCUAACGUAUCAAUGCUUUCAUUCCUACAAGAUUUUUUUGUAAUCAAGUGCAUUUUGCAUGCAAACCUUCUUUCAUGAAUUUGCUUUCUGCAGGUUCCUGGAGAGCUUGCUGAAUCGCCUACUCAAAUUGUACCCUAUAUCCCUCCCCAAGCUCCAUUUUGAUGCAGAGUUCUCUGGAUCCCCACCUAUUGACCAUGUGUGGCUCAUAGAAGAGAAGGAAGGAUGUGCUACUAGAUUAGAAAAUGCUUCACUAAAUAAAAAAAGGAAAUAUAAAAAGAAGACCAUCUCAGGAAAGUCAGAUAUUAGUGGAAAUCUCAGGCAGCGGACAAUAGUUGAUGCAUUUGGAACAGGGGUUCUUGCAAGAGAUCAAGUAUCCAGCAAAGCUUCUUCCACAGUGUCAUCUAGUGAACAGACAUCACAGACAGCUGAUGAGGAACCUCGUCCUAAUCAUCUGGGGAUUAUAGAAAUGUCAGCAGUUCCAACAGUGUUGUAUGCCCAGGAAUCAAAAUUCAGAGUCCUGCAUGUGGACUGCAUAUCUAUUCUCUCACUCUCUAAGGUACAAAGUUGCAGUCACCUAAUUUAAGUUGCAGUAGUUGUGUCCGUACAUUUUCCUCUAUGAGAACCACCUAGUGUAUUUUCUGGUAUUACCUUCCUACAAGUCCCCAUAUUUGACAAAAGAUUCAACUAUAAUAUUUAUCUUAAUGACCCAAACGGCCUAUCUGGAAUAUUUGUCAAAAUUCAUGUUUGACCUUUAAAUCUGGUCUUUCAGAAUUAACGCCGUCCAUUAAAAAGCUAUAAGGUUCAUCCAGAUACUUGGCAUUUGGCCGUUUGAGGACAGUCAAUGACAAAUGUUUGUCUUUGUAGACCCCUCUGUUAGACAUAAGUACAUGGGGAAGGUAUUUGCAAUAUUUUAUGACAGAAAGCUCAUUAAUCUUGAAGACAGUACAUUAAGCAGCAAUGCUCAAAUAUGAACUUAAAAGUUGAUGGGGUGUGUCUGCUUUUUAGCUGAUGGCUUACUUUUUUGAUAUAUGGAUGUCUGAGCAGAGGAGAGUGAAAAUUGUGCUAACAAAGUUAUCCUGCAUCUGAUUAAGGUUAUGUUUAUAAUGCUACGGACUGUUUUACUUUUUGACUAGAAACACGGUUGAAUAUUGUAAUGACUCAAGCCUAACUAUGUUUCUAACAGCGGAUUGAAAGCUCGUGUUGUUCUGAUCCUACAGCGGAGGUGAAAUCUUUCCCUCUUUUCUUUUCAAGUCGACGAUUUCAUUCAAUCCAUCUCCUUUUCAUCUCUCGUUUGAUUUAAUAAAGUUUUCCUAAUGAACUAUCAGUUAUUCGUCCGUAACGUUAGAACAACAUUGUACUUUCUUGUAAAUAUAUUUUCUUAUCCAAGUCUACCAUACUGAUGCUUCCUCCAUCAUUACUAGUUGUGCUUGCAUCUAUAUCUUCUCCGUGAACUUCACAGAAAACUUGAUUGCUUAUGUCCAUCAAGCAAACCGUUUAAAUCUUCACCCUCUGUUGAAGUAUCAACUAUACUCCACAUGACAGCUACUGAUUUUUUGGGGAAGGUCAGACAACUCUUUCCAAGCCUUAGGAAACAUCUAGAUGAUGCUGUCUCUCUUCUGAUGAACAGUAAGAAAUAACCAUGCUUUCUAUUUAAGUAAAUUUCUCCCAAUUCAAUGAGCACUACUAUAGUCAUUUUAAUUGACGAGUUCAUGUAGGACCUGAAACUUGCGAACAACAUUGGAAGGAUCAACAUGCUUCUGCUGGGAACUUUGACUUGCCAUAUCUGGUGCUCUCGAAUGCUUCAGUUGGAAGCUUUGUCUGUCAAGAAGUCCUCUACUGCUAUGGAAAGGUUUAAUAUGGCUCUGUUCUAACGGAAUUUUAUUAUAUAAAACAUUUAUAAUUCCCCUUGUUGAUGCAGAUGAUGGAUAUUAGAGACCUGUUUGUUUAUACAAGCAUACCUGUCCUCAGGGACCUGCUAGAAGCUUUGCAGCCUACCCAGAGAUCAGAUGAUUUCAUUUUCGGCGUUCAUCCAUCUCCUGCUCCUGGAAACAUAGAUUAUCUAUAUUGUGGUGCUUAUUCAUUUCUCGAAGGUGUUUUGAACACAGGUACUAGGUGUUUUAUUUUUCAAACCAUUUGAUUUUAUGAAACUUUGGUUUUCGAAAACCACUCCACUUAUUGUGGUGAUUUGAUCCUGCAGCAUGCCUGAACUCAUUGAAUCUUGCAUUGGAAGUUUUGAUUACCUUGGAAUCACUUGUGAAAUCAAUUCCAAGGUUCCUCAAGUUGCUGGAAGGAAAUGGCAAGAACAUAUCUAUGAUGUUCAAUCAGGAAGUCUUUCCGUUGCUGCAAAGAAGACUCGGAGCCUCUGCAUAUAAGCUAUUGGCUAACAACUGGACGAUGGAGGACCAUGAAAAUCCCUGGAAGGAUAAAGUAAGGGCUAUCAUCAGAAACGUUCAGGGUCGUCUGCUUCAACCUAUUAUUGUUGAAAACAUAUCUGAUGAUGAUAUCGCUUGCAUUCUUUUUUUCCCAUUUGUGACAAGGGAUUUCUCUCCUUCCAGGGGGACAUAUUACCUAGGAUAAUUCAUAUUUACUUGAGAAACGCUGAGUCAACAACCACGGCACUGGUUGAGUUGGCCUGCUCAAUCUUGCCACAGGUAAAUUUGAUAGUGUAUGAUAACAUUCUCUUCUGUUUAAUAGCUCUACCUACUGCUAGUUUCUUACUUGCACACCGUGCUAAAGCAGUGGCAUUCGCCAGUUUAUACCGGUAGAUAAAAAGGAAACGGAUCUUCCUUGUAGGCUCCCCUUUGCAGAUCUAAAAGCAAAGAAGAAACAGCUCCUGGCUUCCCAACAAUAUGCCCUGCGACAUUUGUGGUCUGGUACAGGACAUUGGUGAGCGAUUGCCAUCUUAACAACAAUAUAGCAUCUAGUUUGUUCUGUGAACUAACGAAAGUUUGGUUCAUGGUGCAGCAUGAAGAAAACAUUGCUGUCCUAGAAAACUUGGUAUGUUAUUGCAGCUUUUCUUUGUGGUGUCGGGUAGCAGAUUAUAUGAAAUUACCUUUUCUUAGUGUAACUUUUUUAUCUUUCAGACCAAGGGAAUUAUUUUCCCAAAGAACAGAAAAGAAAUUCCGCCAGAAAAUGCAAAAGAUGUCUUCUGGAAGCUCCAGCAGUCUGUUGACGUGGUUGUAUCAUUAGUCCAUAUGUGCAAGAUUCAUGACAAGGUGGGACCCCGCCUCUGUUUCUCUUCUUCUUGACAAUCCCAGCCGUUUGAAAUGGCGAAAUGUCUCAUAUGAACCGAGUUAUCAUUAAACUCAUUCAGGAAUAAUGUCUUAAAGGAUCUCCUUGUGUUGGCUGAUCUGUUCCUAAAGCAUCUGAAAUAAUUUUGAUGAGCUUUUACCGAUUGAUUUCACAUUCCUGCGGCAUCCUAUGGGCAUAACUUUUGAGAUAUAUCAUACGGGCAAAUCCUGUGAUGGAUUUGCAUGAUUAAGGAAUUUACAGGAUGAAAUAAUUUAUUUCACAGGUGAGUGUGCAUGCCCUGGCAGUCAAGUACGGAGGAAAGUUCGUGGACAUUUUUCUCAAAUGUAAGUGGAAUUUGGAUUUCUUUUUUUUCUUUUUCUUUCUAGUGAUUCCUAAAUGUGUACUAAUGGAAGGAGAUUCCUUCAGCCUUUGAUUUCUUAGAGGCCCAUUUUCAGCUGUACAAGGAUAUUGUAAUCCAAAUGGUAUGCGAUUUCUCGUCUGAGUCUCAGUUGAGAUGAUUUCCUUUCCUUCCUAAUAUUUCAGUUCACAGUUCAAAUCUCAAAUCUAUUGCAGGUGAAGGAGCUCCAAAAGGCAACUCGGACGAUCCAAAUACUGUGCUCUGAAGCUAAAGUGAGCUUGAACAGAGCCUCUCUCUUUCGUUGACUUUUUUUUCUUGGGCUGAUACUCGGAUUGUUGAAAAUUAUGGUUCUGCUAAAAAUAUGUUCCAAUGCUUUCUUUCCAUAGAGGGGUGCAAAACGUACGAUGGUCACUUGCAGGGUUCCUGCUGCAAAAAGGUCAAUGGAGCGUUUCCUCUUUCGCGUUAAGGCCAUGCUUCAUAAUACCUCAAAUGGAUGCUCCUUUUGGAUGGGUUCGUCUGAAGCCAUUGACUCUCUCCCGCAUCUCUUAUUCCAAAGAUCUGAUAUACCUAAAUUAUUACAGCAUUUCUCUCCCGCUCUCUAUUUUCUGUAAGAGAACUGAGGGCAGGAGCUUUGACUCUUGAGGGUGUCAACGUCAUUGACCUCGUCGUCUGAAUAUGCUUCAGACGCUCUUGUAUUAAUAAUUCCAGUCCUCGUGUGGCAGGGAAUCUGAAGCACAAGGGCCUGCUUGGUCAGGUUGUGAGCUCGCAACUGUGCGCCAAUGAGGAUGAAGAUGGAGAUGAAGGUGGAGAUGGCGAUGGUGAGGCUGCUCCCGAGUUGCUAGAGGCUGACGCUGGGGAUUCAGUCGCAGAAGGCAGUGAGCAGGGCGAGGAAACGGAAUGA